GUUGACACUUAAAUACCAAAAGAUCUUAGAGUUUAUACUCUAAAUCUCUCCAAGAUAUAUAAAUACCUUCAGCUAUUUCCCGAAUGGGGAAAGGGAAAGGUUAUCCUUUUUCAUUUUCCAACUUGCCUUCAGCGGCAUCCAGCUCCUUCCAAGAAGAUAGGUGCAGGGACACCUCACGGCAGAGCCCCUCCCUGGUCUUGGCCCUGCCUGGCGGCUCCAUGCCCUCUUCUUUUGAUUCUCCCAAACAUGGUUCGCUUAUUUGUGCAGGAUGGUGAGCAUUUUUUACCACCUUAAUUUUUUUUCUCUUUCCAAGAAAGCCAGACUCACACUCGCCACUAUGACCCCCAUCUGUAUCUUUAGUUCAAACCUAGCCAGCCUUUUCAAGGCAUCUUUGUCACCCAAGGUACUGGAAGUUUGGAUAGCACAUCUCUUCUUUGGUGUUUCUGUUUCCCGCUUUCUUCUGUAGGAUGAGUAGCAGGAAAUGCGCCGAGCCUUCUGAGUUUCUGCCCUGCACAUCCCCGACUCUAAGGCUUUGCAAGGAAGGAGGGGAGGUGUGUUUACCAUUUCCUCAGCCACAGCUCCCUGGCCCUCACCCUCUCCUCACUGUCUCCACUCUCCCUACAGUUCUGGAGCUCCUCUAGCAGACUGGUGUUCCCCUCAACUCCCCGAAGGUGCAGCAUACCCAGGAGAAGGCUCCUCGGAUGUCAGCGCCUCUAAAGCAGCCCAAGGCUCGCCUCAACUGCAUGGUUUCCCGAGUCCUCAGCUCCAGAAGACCAGGCGGCCAGGCGGGCGACCGGUACGCAGCGGCGCAGCCCCCACGCCUCUGGCUCUGCCGCGUGAUUCCAAACCCCGGCAGGCAACGAGGAGGAGGGGGUUUCUCCAAGGGCAAGGGGUAGGGUGAAGAGGCCGGCAGGGAGGAUGUAGGGGAGGUGGAUCCCGGGUAAGACGAAGGCCCUUCCGGGACUUGAAUAUCCCUGACAAACCGCGAGGGAAGCCGCUUUGGUUGUUGGCGGUUUAGGGACGGAAGGCACUAAAGCGCUUCGGAAGUGACCAUGAAUGCGAGCGUGUAAUCAAGUCACCGUGCAAAUCGGGCAAGCCACGAGGCAGGCACAUCCACGGCUGCAAACCCUGGCCCCGAAAGGGGUCCGGCCAGGGUCGAAGGAAGAGAUGGUUCCCAGAACAAGCCUGUGGGAGGGGGACAGCGAAGAAGGAGGUGCGAACGCGAGCCUCCAGGCGAACAGAUUCCAAGACCACGCACGGGCCACGCAGCGACGAGCUUUCACCCAGCCACCCCCAGUCUGUGGCAUCCCUCACCCGGGGAGUGGUGGGUGGCAGGAGCUGAGCUCUCUCAUCGCCCUCGGCGCACUUGAGGGCCAGGACCGUGCAGCUGAGCACGAGCGAGUGGCAUGGGGGCGCACCCCAGCCUCGCCGCGCGCCGGGAGGCCCCCAAGCCAACAUGAGUUACACCGGCGAUUACGUGCUUUCGGUGAGAACACCGAGUGACGAUCUGUUGCUUCCCCUGAGGUGGCUACAAAGAAAGGAAGCCGGGGGAGGAGGAGGGGGGAAGGAAAGGGGGGAAAAAAAAGCCGGGACUAGCUCGCAGCUUGUCAAUUUCAACAUCGGGUCACAUGACCAGCACCUCCCUGCUAAGGAUGGGGAUAGAUUUCCACGUCAGCUUACGUCUCCAAAUUUCUACUUCACCGAUCCGCUUCAAAGAGGCAGCUGCAGUGGAGAAUCAUGUUAAGCUCGGCUACUGCGGAGAGCCCAAGGUCCAACCCGUGCGCGAAGUGACCUUCAGAGAGUACGCCAUUGAGCCCGCCACUAAAUGGCACCCCCGCGGCAAUCUGGCUCACUGCUACUCCGCGGAGGAGCUCGUGCACAGAGACUGCCUGCAGGCGCCCAGCGCGGCCGGCGUGCCUGGAGACGUGCUGGCCAAGAGCUCGGCCAACGUCUACCACCACCCCACCCCCGCUGUCUCUUCCAAUUUCUAUAGCACGGUGGGUAGGAACGGCGUCCUGCCACAGGCUUUCGACCAGUUUUUUGAGACGGCCUACGGCACCCCGGAAAACCUCGCCUCUUCCGACUACCCCGGGGAAAAGAGCGCCGAGAAGGGGCCCCCGGCGGCCGCGGCGACGUCCGCGGCGGCGGCGGCGGCGGCGGCCGCGGCCACGGGCACUCCGGCAACUUCAAGUUCGGACGGCGGCGGCGGCGGCGGCGGCUGCCGGGAGGCGGCGGCAGCAGAGGAGAAGGAGCGACGGCGGCGCCCUGAGAGCAGCAGCAGCCCCGAGUCGUCUUCCGGCCACACUGAGGACAAGGCCGGCGGCUCCAUGCGCCUCUCCUGCCGGGGACCAGGACAGUUGUGCCUUGGUGCUCAGGGAGAGCCCAAGGUAGGGGGCUUCGGCUGCCACCUCCUCACCUCGCGAGGCUGCUCAGAGAGGUGGCCAACGCACGCGAAAAAAGCGCUGCCCCUACACCAAGUACCAGAUCCGGGAGCUGGAGCGGGAGUUCUUCUUCAGUGUGUACAUCAACAAAGAGAAGCGCCUGCAGCUGUCUCGCAUGCUCAACCUCACCGACCGCCAAGUCAAAAUUUGGUUUCAGAACAGGAGAAUGAAGGAAAAAAAAAUUAACAGAGACCGUUUACAGUACUAUUCCGCCAACCCUCUCCUUUAAGGCUCUAGCUAGCUGAAAUUGGGUGGGGGGCUUCCUACACAUGAGAUUAUAUGCAGAUUUUGCCCUUGACAAGGUCAAGACACAUGGUGACUUUUGAAGAAAGGAGGUGUGCAAGAGGGAGGUGGCUACCCAGAGAUAGCCCCGAAGGAGGUGGCCGGAACUCUCUUGGGCGUCUGUUGUUACUAUUCCUAACAAUUGGAUUUGGAGUUCUCAUUGUGAGAAUGAAUGGUUUGGGACCCCUGGUGGUUCAGUCUUGGAGACUCAGGAGCUUUAGGCUGGGUGUGGUCUCCAUCAGGGACUGGGACCCCCGCCAGGCUUCUGGAGAUCGACCCAAGCCCAGGACCCUCCACAUGGAGCCUGCUCACCCCCAGGACUCCUGCGCCAAGAAGCUAUUCGAUCUCCAAAUCCAGUUCAGCAUGGGGACAGGAGAGGGAGGAAGGGGAGGGAUUCCUCGACAUCCGAAAUGGGGCUGCUUUCCAAAGCUAGUGUGAAAGACUGCUGGACUAAGAGGUGGAUACGAGGUGGGAGAGGGCUGCUGAUCCUUGAGGGAAGAAAGUCUACUAUUCCGGGUGUCAUUUAGUGGCUCUCCACCUCUCCUAGCCACUCACCACACUGUCCCAAGCCGGAACUUCUGGUAGUCGCCUCCUGCAGCCCACCUAGUUUUUCCUCCCAAUGAGGGUCUUUGACCUGGCCUGCCAAUCAGGCCCAGAGCCUGGUUGCAGAGCAGACUGUUCCCGAGGUGGAAGUCAUCAAAAAGCCAAGAGGCUGCUCCCAGGCCGCUGGCCCCAACAUCCCUGCAGGAAAUGCCUGUGGAGUGCGGCAGCCUGGCAAAGUCUCCGCCACACUUGAUUGAAACUUGGAUUUGCUCAGCGGAGCAGCAGGCCUGGCCCCCGGUUCCUAGCUAUGAAGGGCUCAAGUCCCUCAAAACACCCGGUUCCAACGCUGCACCCUGCCUUUUACCACCCCAGAACUGAGCUUAGAAGCUUCCGGUGACCUUCCAAGAGCCGGAGAGCAAUUUGGAAUUAUUUUAAAAGAUAAAUAUUAUAUUAUAUAUAUAUUUCCCUGCAGGAACCAAAGCGAAUUUUAAAAGAUGCAAUGUAGAGGGGGAAAAAAGAUGAAAAUAUUUAAAGGCUCUAUCUGUUUACAGUGUUCCACGGUUAAACUCACUCACUGCUAAGAAUAUUUGAAUGUAUGCUUCAUACAGGGAUGGUGUUCAAACGACUUGUAAAUAAAGGAACCAUAACCUAUUUUCUUUGAAUACAUUUUUUUCUGCCAUUAGUUGAUUUCCUUUCGGGUGUUCAAGACGGCGGGAAGGGCGCUGGGAACGGUAUUUUAAAUUUCUUACAAUGUCUGGAAAGGGGAUGCUCUGAAGUAGCUUGGCCCACCAGGGUCUGUGGACCUCAGCUAAGAAAGCCAGGCAUCCUCCAAUUGAAUCUCCUCUGCCUCCAUGUGUUAAGAAGUGCCUGGGGUCUCUGUUUUAAAGGCUAUUUUGGCCUGUCCUCCCUUCGCAGUCACCCCGUAUAUCGCAGCAUGUAUACAGGUGACAGAGCACAAGGAAAAUAAAGACUUGUGGAAACUUGAGUAUUGGGCCCUGGUGUGUGACAUUCCUCUCCCUGGUGGCCUUUUACUGCCAAAUGUCUGCACCCCCAUCAUCAUCAUCCCCCCACCACAGACACACACACUAGGAAAGGGGCAAGUUACCAGGCCCCUGAGGAGGUGGGGAAGUGACUUAGAAUUUAACUCUGCUAGAAGUCAGGCUUAGGAAGUCAAGGUGACUGGCCAGGUUUUUCUGGGAAGUGGAGUCCCAGGAAUGGGAUAUAUCAAGGUCUGCAAUAUGGAGCUUCAUCCUCGCAGGCUGACCCCAGCCCUGGGAGUAAAACUUGGGGCUGGAGGUGGCCAAUGGGUCUGAUCCAAGGCUAAGCUUGCUCAUAUCAGGACCGAGGGACCUGAACUAGGACCACUCUAAGGUGCUCCGGGAUCCCCUUAGCAAAGGGAAGACCUGUCUGGGUACAGAAAACAGACUCAGGGUCUCUAUAGGCACUUUUCGUGCAGCUCCUGGUUGAGGCUGCAUUUUCCCUUUGGGGAAAGAAAGAUGCUGGUUUCCUUUUUGUUUCCUG
Messenger RNA from Manis pentadactyla (Chinese pangolin), 4787 nucleotides. It is a transcript of the gene HOXA11, whose product is annotated as homeobox A11. Gene Ontology annotation, biological process: regulation of transcription by RNA polymerase II; anatomical structure development. Lineage: Eukaryota; Metazoa; Chordata; Mammalia; Pholidota; Manidae. The transcript has 4 exons. The coding region runs from base 1629 to 2627 and encodes 332 amino acids. The record is from RefSeq and is a predicted model, not a curated record. Gene Ontology annotation, cellular component: nucleus. Gene Ontology annotation, molecular function: RNA polymerase II cis-regulatory region sequence-specific DNA binding; DNA-binding transcription factor activity, RNA polymerase II-specific.